Messenger RNA from Solea senegalensis (Senegalese sole), 956 nucleotides. Its product is annotated as chemokine-like protein TAFA-2. Gene Ontology annotation, molecular function: receptor ligand activity. NCBI's taxonomy places the organism in Eukaryota, Metazoa, Chordata, Actinopteri, Pleuronectiformes, Soleidae. The record is from RefSeq and is a predicted model, not a curated record. The transcript is spliced from 4 exons. The coding region runs from base 1 to 306 and encodes 101 amino acids.
AUGAAAAAGAGAGCACGAGUGCAUGUGAAGGCAGGGACAUGUGAGGUGAUCGCCGCCCAUCGCUGCUGCAACAAGAACAAGAUUGAGGAGAGAUCUCAGACUGUCAAAUGUUCCUGCUUCCCUGGACAGGUUGCCGGCACCACACGGGCCAUGCCCUCCUGCGUGGAUGCCUCCAUUGUAGCCCAGAAGUGGUGGUGUCAGAUGCAGCCAUGUAUGGAAGGUGAGGAGUGCAAGGUUCUCCCAGAUCUCACAGGAUGGAGCUGCAGCACAGGCAACAAAGUCAAGACCACAAAGGUGACCCGAUAGUCCUCCCCCUCUCAAAAGAGAAGAACUGGGGGGGAAUGGUGGUGGAGAUACUGACACAGCACAAUGGACCUGUUAGUGGUAAGGAAAUGCACACGACGGCUUCAGUGAGGAACCACUUCUGUUUCAUUUUUCUGAGGAUAUCCAAGAAAUGGAGGCUGAAGAGACAGGACUAUAUUACUGCCGGCCAUCACCAUUGAGCGUCCUUGGUCUUUCAGUGCAGACGUCUGCAUCACCCACAAUCCUUUACUGCUACUACAAACUUCAACAAAGUGAACUAUGACCUUAACAACACUGGAUAAGAUGAUUAAAAAAAAGACAACAACUUUCUUUACAAUACUCUGUAGUCCUCAUCUCUCUUCUAUGGCUUAGUUGUGUUCCAUAUGCAUACUGGGAAUAAAGGGGAUGUGGAUGUUUGACAAAUAUCCUGUACGACAAACAUGGUGACAAAAAAAAUCCAGAAUGGCUGCCUCAUUUAUUAGUCUGGUUGACAUACACACAUUUUACUGUGCCACAUGUGACACACUUGCUGCUGUCAAAUUGUUUCUCAGACCUGAACCUUUUCUUUUCUCUGAUUUCACCUCCAUACUGAUAUUUUACCUUGAACCUUAUGAACACACACCAUUUCUUUUUUUUUUUUCUUUUCAAAUGAG